GCACAUGGUCGGCCAUUUUCUCAGCAUCGCCCCUUCCUGCUGGUAGGUGAUAGGCGCCUAGUGCAGGACGCAGCGCGGACUCCAGAUCUGGGAAGGCGCCGCAGGGCCGGAGCCAGCGGCAAACGGAUAUUGCGAAGAGGUGUGUUGAUGCAUUUAAAGGCAUAUUCUGAAGGCAAAGCUGUGAUUAUUUUUCUUAUGUUUUCACCUGGAAAGGAAGUCAGAAGAGAUGUAAGAGAAACUGUCAUUUAUUUCAGUUAUUAUUGCUGUUGUUGUUGAUGUCGUUGGGAUCCUCACACUGGUCCUUGUGCUUUGCGCCACCUGCGCUUAACCCACUAUGCUACGCCUGGCUCCCAACUUGAUAUAUUUUUAUUGAAGAAAUUUGCAUCAAUAAUCACCACAGAUAUAUCUUAUGACACAAAGGACUUUUUACCAAAGUCACCAAUAGAAGAUUCAUUUCAAAAUUGUGCUUUUGGUACAACAUGGAAGCAAUGACAUUGAUAGACUUGGAAGAAACAGUGAAGUGUGAUAGGAAGAAGAGAUUAUACUGUAAAGAUGUCCAAACUGGGAUAACUACUCAUAAUAAAAGUCUCAUUGCAAAGGGAGAUCAAGAAUAUAAACCAUCAGGAAAAUCUGUUGUUUUUCCAGAGAAACAUUAUAAAUAUAAUAAAUGUACUAAACUCUCUUACCAAAUUUUAGACCUCAUUUUACAGAGGAAUAUCCAGAUUAUAAAGGAGGAGCCUUAUGAACAGAAGGAAUAUGGUGAGUCUUCACCACUUACUCAACAUGGUAUAAUUAAUUCAGAGAAAAAUCCAUUUAUAUGUAAUACUUGUGGAAAGGUCUUUAAUGAGUGGUCAGAUCUAAAUAAACAUAACAUAAGUCAUGCCAGAGAGAAACCUUACAAGUGUAAAGAUUGUGGUAAAGCCUUCAACCAAAGUUCACAACUUACUCGACACAACAAAAUUCAUACUGGAGACAAACCUUAUAAAUGUAAAGAAUGUGGCAAAACUUUUAUCCAGUCUUCUAGCCUUACUGAACAUCAGAGAGUUCAUACGGGAGAGAAGCCUUUCAAAUGCAUAGUAUGUGGUAAAACUUUUAAUCAGUGUUCAAAACUUACUCGACAUCACAGGAUUCAUUCUGGAGACAAACCUUACAAAUGUGAUGAGUGUGGUAAAACCUUUAACCAAUCAUCAAUUCUUACUCAGCAUCUCAGAGUGCAUACUGGAGAGAAACCAUUUAAGUGUAAAGAUUGUGUUAAAGCCUUUAGCUCUAAAUCAAAACUUAAGGAACAUCAGAGGAUUCAUACUGGAGAAAAGCCUUAUAAAUGUGAAGAAUGUGGUAAAACCUUUAGCCGGACCUCAAACCUUACUGGACAUCAGAGGUUUCAUACUGGAGGAAAACCUUACAAGUGUAAGGUGUGUGGUAAAGCCUUUAGCAGAACCUCAAACCUUACUGAACAUCGGAGAAUCCAUACUGGAGAAAAACCUUACAAAUGUAAAGAUUGUGGGAAGGCCUUCAGCAGAACCUCAAACCUUUCUGAUCACCAGAGGGUUCAUACUGGAGAGACACCGUACAAGUGUAAAGAAUGUGGAAAGACCUUCAAACAAUCUUCAAAUCUUACUCGCCAUCUGUUGAUUCAUGCUGCAGGAAAACCUUACAAACUUCCGAAAACUGCUGAAACAUUUAAUCUGUGCUCCAGCCGUAGUCAAGAGAAUUCAUACUUGAGAGAGACCCUACCCAUAUAAAGAGUAUGGUAGAACAUUUAUGCAGUGUUCAAAACUUACUUGAUAACAAAUUAUAUUUCAGAAAAACUAAAAUAAAUGGAAUUUGACAAAAGUCUGUAAGUAGAUCACACUGUUUACUCAACAUAGAAUUCUAAAUUGUUAGAAAUCCUAUAAAUUUGUGGGAAAGACUUGUUUUUGCAAAGAAUACAAAGUUUAAAGAAAAGCGGAAAUUGGAAAGUUGUUUGUUAAAAAUCACAUCUAUGGUAGAGCAUAGGAGUUGCAUUCCUGAAGCCCCAGGAUCAGUUUUCACCACCACUGAAACCAAAACUUGGUGCUCUGCUCUCAUUUUCUAUUACCAAAAAAAAAAAAAAAAAAGCCAGCUUCUUUAUAAGAAAAUGCAUUAUAUUAAAGACUCCCCUCCCCACAUUGAAAAUACAAGUUUAAAAAUUUAUUACAGCAAUUGAGAAUAUAUUUGCACAUCACAUAUCUGACAAAGGGUUGAUAUUUAAAAUAAGUAAACAUUGUAACAACAACAAAAAAAAACCCUGAGCAAAAUAUAAACAAAUGGGCCUAGUAUCUAAAUAGGCAUUUCCAAAGAAAAGGCCCACAGACACUUGAAAAAUUGUCACUUAAUAGCAGACUGCAAAUUAAAAGCAUAGUGAGACUGAUACAGUUUGAGUGGGACUCUGGUAAAUAGCAUAAUGGUUAUGUGAAGAGAAUCUGAGACUCUGAAGUCCCAGCUUCAAUCCCCUGUCCCACCAUAAAGCCAGAGCUGAGCAGUGCUCUGGUCACACAAUUUGGGUGGCAGUUCAGGGUUUGUGAUUUCCAUGGACAAUGAAACAGAUUCCUUAGAAAAUAUGGAAAUAAUUUCAAUCCUGCAAUAUCAACCCUAGGCAUCCAUCAGGAUACAAAGAAAGACACCAAUUUGAAAGCACUAUUUACAACAGCUGAAGUAAGGAGUUGACAUGUGCAUAUUGAGGUCUGACUGGGGAAAAUGUAUAAUAUGCGCUUGUGUGAUAAUAUAGUGUUUUUUUUUUACAGAUUUUCGUGCCUGAGCUAAGGUCCCAAAUUCAAUCCCUAGCACCACCAUUAAGCUUUGGUAUGGAGAUGGGGGGAAGAAUUGUAGGAUGCUUAAUAUUUACUUACUGUGCCACUCAAGAAAAAAAAAAUGGCAAUGUGUCUUACAGAACUAAAUAGUUAGAGGUGUUGAUUAUACCCAGUACAAGAAAUAGGGAAAAACAACUGCUUGAUGGUUUCAUUCAUAUAUGGAUAAAUAACUAAAAUCAGUGAGCUUGCAAAAGGUAGUAAAAACCAAAGUGACUAUAUGCUGUGAAAACUGCUAUUUGUCAGAGGAAUUUGGGAAGGGAAUUGUAACGGUUGAAUACUGGAAGGGGUGUCUGGCUUCAUGGUACUGAAACUUUGGUGGUUGUGUUACUGGGUCAUAUACACAUGUAUAUUGAUAAAAACUAAUCCUAAAAUUUCAUUUGUGAACCAUUGUUAAAAAAAUAAAAUGAUAAAUGU
Molecule: messenger RNA, 3242 nt
Organism: Erinaceus europaeus (western European hedgehog)
Lineage: Eukaryota; Metazoa; Chordata; Mammalia; Eulipotyphla; Erinaceidae
Product: zinc finger protein OZF-like
Exons: 4
Coding region: 480-1742 (420 amino acids)
Biological process (GO): regulation of transcription by RNA polymerase II
Molecular function (GO): RNA polymerase II cis-regulatory region sequence-specific DNA binding; DNA-binding transcription factor activity
Source: RefSeq, a predicted model, not a curated record